AUGUCCUCCAUCGCUCGUGCCAUCCGCCCAUUUGCUUCCAGGGUCCUUACCCAGAAGCCUCUUGCCUCCACCUGCCAGGUUGCGCCUGCUUUCCGUUUCCCGCGGGGAACCAGGAGCUUCUCUCAGAGCCCUCUCUCCCAGCUGAAGAAGUACACAGAGUCGCACGAAUGGAUUGAGCUGGCCGACGGCGGCAAGACUGCCAAGAUCGGUAUCACUGAAUACGCUGCUCACUCCUUGGGUGAUGUCGUCUACGUCGAGCUUCCCGAGGUAGACCUCGAGAUCGUCGCCGGCGAGCCCGUCGGCGCUGUCGAGUCCGUCAAGUCUGCCUCCGAUGUCCUCUCCCCUGUCGCCGGAAAGGUUAUCAAGGGUAACAGCAUCCUCGAGGAUAAGGCCAAGACCAUCAACGAGAGCCCCGAGGGUGAGGGCUGGAUCGCUGAGAUUGAGGUCGCUGAUGUUGCUGAGCUCGAUGCCUUGCUCGAUGAGGCUGCCUACAAAGAGACUAUUGAUGCUUAG
Penicillium concentricum is the source of this 513-nucleotide messenger RNA. RefSeq names its product glycine decarboxylase subunit H. The transcript is spliced from 3 exons. The record is from RefSeq and is a predicted model, not a curated record. Gene Ontology annotation, cellular component: glycine cleavage complex; mitochondrion; cytoplasm. Gene Ontology annotation, biological process: protein lipoylation; glycine decarboxylation via glycine cleavage system. The coding region runs from base 1 to 513 and encodes 170 amino acids. NCBI's taxonomy places the organism in Eukaryota, Fungi, Ascomycota, Eurotiomycetes, Eurotiales, Aspergillaceae.